UUCGAGUCAAUACUCUACAUAUAUCAAAGCAGAGGUGUGAUAAAACGGCCGGAAUCGGUACCCAUCGAUAUGUUUCUCAAGGAGCUCAAAUUUUUUGAAAUGGGCGAUGAGAUGCUGGAAAGGUUUUGGAUUAGUGAAGGUUAUGAAAAACCAAAGGAAAUCGAGAUGCCUCAGAACGCUCUGCAACGGCAAGUCUGGGAGUUGAUGGAGUAUCCGGAUUCGUCGCUUUUUGCUCGUAUUGUGGCAUUGCUUUCCAUUUUUGUGAUCACCAUGUAA
Molecule: messenger RNA, 276 nt
Organism: Gongylonema pulchrum
Lineage: Eukaryota; Metazoa; Nematoda; Chromadorea; Rhabditida; Gongylonematidae
Source: the annotation of a GenBank genome assembly